AUGGAGACUGUGGUGGAGACAGGACGCCUGAGGAAAAACUCCUGGAGCGAGAUCUGUGUGGAGCAUGUCGUCAAGAAGGUUGAGUCGCACUUGUUGGGCUGCUGCGGCAGAAGCUGUGGCUGGAACGGGUGGACAUGCCUUCACUGGCCCUUCAUCCCGCCUGCCGAGCAGGACGCUUGGAAAGCUGAGUGUUGUGUUGAAGCAAACAUAGUGCGAGGCUCAGCGAGGGAGCAAAUGUGCCUGAGUAUCCUGCCGGAUGAGCAAGCGCAGCAGAAGUAUGUGGAGGAG
This is a messenger RNA of Symbiodinium pilosum, 288 nucleotides long. The record is from the annotation of a GenBank genome assembly. NCBI's taxonomy places the organism in Eukaryota, Dinophyceae, Suessiales, Symbiodiniaceae.